Parnassius apollo (apollo) is the source of this 480-nucleotide messenger RNA. The record is from the annotation of a GenBank genome assembly. Lineage: Eukaryota; Metazoa; Arthropoda; Insecta; Lepidoptera; Papilionidae.
AUGGCGUUUGCUGAGACAAAUAUCAGUUUGUCCCAGCCGGAUAUCACGCAGAAACUAACGGAGCGCAUAGACGACCUGAAGCAAAAGAUCGCUGCUUGGGGGAAGCCGAUUCGCGGAUUUACCGAGAGGUCAAGGCGGUUCAACCAGAAUCGUCUCUUCCAAAGUGAUCAGAAGAGGCUCUACAAAUCAUUGGAGCUACCAGAGGUAUGUGGAGCGGGCCCAGGGCCGGAUCACGCUAACACUGUCGCAUUUUGGCGUGGCCUGUGGUCAGAGUCCGUAAACCACAGCGAGGGCCCUUGGACGGAAGUUGUGGCGAGUCAAUAUGCGAGUGUUACGCCCAUGGACCCCGUCAUCAUAACACCGGGUGACGAAGCUGAGGCGGUCCGUAGAGCCCCGAAAUUUAAAAGUCCGGGACUCGACGGGCUGCAUCACUACUGGCUGAAGGGGUUCGUGGUGUGUCACGCUGUGCUCGCCCGUUAA